AUGCGCGUCUUAACCAGAAGCAUACAACCUCUCUCGGCAGCUUUUACUCUUCCAAAACAUAGCAAUCGCAUUCAGAUUUCGAGUGCAACUCUAGCGCCGACAUGGACGCGGUCAUUCCAUGCAUCGGCGAAUCUGAGAGUCGUCGACCUUGCGUACCGGCUUCAUGAUGACUCUGGCAAGGCCGAUGGAGAUCCGAUUGUAAUUGUACACGGGUUGUUCGGAAGCAAGAGGAACAACCAGGGUGUUGGAAAUGCACUUGCGCGCGUCCUCAAGCGGCCCGUAUAUGCCAUCGAUACACGAAACCACGGCGAAUCCCCGCACGAUAAGGUCCACAACUACACCGCACUCGCCGAAGACGUAGAAGCCUUCCUCGAGAAGCACGAGCUGAAGAAUGCGACGCUCAUAGGACACUCGAUGGGAGCAAAGGCAGUCAUGACCAUGGCUCUGAGGAACCCAGACUGCUGCGCCAACAUCAUACCCGUGGACAAUGCACCAGUCGAUGCGGCCUUGUCGAGCGACUUCCCAAAGUACGCAGAAGGCAUGCAGCAUGUCGAGAGGUCGCAGCCUAAGAGUCAAAGAGAGGCCGAUAAGCUUAUGGAGCCUUACGCAAAGGACCUUCCAGUUCGUCAGUUCCUCUUGACUAACCUCAUGAGAGGCGAACCGGGCGCACCCCUCAAGUUUCGCAUACCUGUGAGCAUUCUCACCAAGGCGCUCGACAAUAUGGCAGACUUCCCCUUCACCAACCCGGACGAGACGUCGUUCAGCAAGAGAGCGCUCUUCAUUCGAGGCACCAAGAGCCACUAUGUUAGCGACGAGACGCUUCCGAUCAUCGGUCGUUUCUUCCCAAGGUUUGAGUUGGUCGACAUAGAUUGCGGACACUGGGUCAUUAGUGAGAAGCCUGAGGAGUUCAUCAAAGCGGUUGUGGAGUUCUUGCAGGAGAAGGAAUAG
Alternaria postmessia is the source of this 948-nucleotide messenger RNA. RefSeq lists its product as uncharacterized. The coding region runs from base 1 to 948 and encodes 315 amino acids. The record is from RefSeq and is a predicted model, not a curated record. Lineage: Eukaryota; Fungi; Ascomycota; Dothideomycetes; Pleosporales; Pleosporaceae. Gene Ontology annotation, cellular component: mitochondrion. The transcript has 3 exons.